Lepus europaeus (European hare) is the source of this 2337-nucleotide messenger RNA. RefSeq names its product leucine rich repeat containing 4B (gene LRRC4B). The transcript has 3 exons. The coding region runs from base 211 to 2337 and encodes 708 amino acids. Gene Ontology annotation, cellular component: plasma membrane. The record is from RefSeq and is a predicted model, not a curated record. Lineage: Eukaryota; Metazoa; Chordata; Mammalia; Lagomorpha; Leporidae. Gene Ontology annotation, molecular function: protein binding.
CUCCCCACCCAGGACCCGGGGAGGGGGGCGAACGCGAGAGACCCGGGCUGGGCCGCAGCCCCGCCCCCCGCACCUCCCCGCAGCAGGCCUCGCACCCCAAAUUCCUGUGCUUCAUUGGGGGGUCCCCCCCACGGUCCGGGCAUGCUGCCCCCCGGAAGGAGCCCCAGUCCGCGCUCCCCCCAGUGCCCACGUGGAGCAUGAACAGUGAGGAUGGCCCGUGCCCGCGGCUCCCCGUGCCCCCCGCUGCCGCCCGGUAGGAUGUCCUGGCCCCACGGGGCCCUGCUCUUCCUCUGGCUCUUCUCUCCGCCCCUGGGGGCCGGCGGGGGCGGUGUGGCCGUGACAGCCGCCGCUGGAGGGGGCUCCCCGCCGGCCACCUCCUGCCCUGCGGCCUGCUCCUGCAGCAACCAGGCCAGCCGGGUGAUCUGCACGCGGAGAGAGCUGGCCGAAGUGCCGGCCAGCAUCCCUGUCAACACUCGGUACCUGAACCUGCAGGAGAACAGCAUCCAGGUGAUCCGCACCGACACCUUCAAGCACCUGCGGCACCUGGAGAUCCUGCAGCUCAGCAAGAACCUGGUGCGCAAGAUCGAGGUGGGCGCCUUCAACGGGCUGCCCAGCCUCAACACGCUGGAGCUGUUCGACAACCGGCUGACCACGGUGCCCACGCAGGCCUUCGAGUACCUGUCCAAGCUGCGGGAGCUCUGGCUGCGCAACAACCCCAUCGAGAGCAUCCCCUCCUACGCCUUCAACCGCGUGCCCUCGCUGCGGCGCCUCGACCUGGGCGAGCUCAAGCGGCUGGAGUACAUCUCGGAGGCGGCCUUUGAGGGGCUGGUGAACCUGCGCUACCUCAACCUGGGCAUGUGCAACCUCAAGGAUAUCCCCAACCUGACGGCCCUGGUGCGCCUGGAGGAGCUGGAGCUGUCGGGCAACCGGCUCGACCUGAUCCGCCCGGGCUCCUUCCAGGGCCUCACCAGCCUGCGCAAGCUGUGGCUGAUGCACGCCCAGGUGGCCACCAUCGAGCGCAACGCCUUCGACGACCUCAAGUCGCUGGAGGAGCUCAACCUGUCCCACAACAACCUGAUGUCGCUGCCGCACGACCUGUUCACGCCGCUGCACCGCCUGGAGCGCGUCCACCUCAACCACAACCCCUGGCACUGCAACUGCGACGUCCUGUGGCUCAGCUGGUGGCUCAAGGAGACCGUGCCCAGCAACACCACGUGCUGCGCGCGCUGCCACGCGCCCGCCGGCCUCAAGGGCCGCUACAUCGGCGAGCUGGACCAGUCGCACUUCACCUGCUACGCGCCCGUCAUCGUGGAGCCGCCCACGGACCUCAACGUCACCGAGGGCAUGGCGGCCGAGCUCAAGUGCCGCACGGGCACGUCUAUGACGUCGGUCAACUGGCUGACCCCCAACGGCACGCUCAUGACGCACGGCUCGUACCGCGUGCGCAUCUCGGUGCUGCAUGACGGCACACUGAACUUCACCAACGUCACGGUGCAGGACACGGGCCAGUACACGUGCAUGGUCACCAACUCGGCCGGCAACACCACGGCCUCCGCCACGCUCAACGUCUCGGCCGUGGACCCCGUGGCGGCCGGGGGCGCGGGCGGCGCCGGGGGCCCCGGGGCCGGCGGCGGCGGUGGCGGCGGCGGCGGCAGCGGCGGCUACACCUACUUCACCACGGUGACCGUGGAGACCCUGGAGACGCAGCCCGGGGAGGAGGCCCUGCAGCCGCGGGGCACGGAGAAGGAGCCGCCGGGGCCCACGACGGACGGCGUCUGGGGCGGGGGCCGGCCCGGCGACGCGGCGGGCCCGGCCUCGUCGUCCACCACGGCGCCCGCCCCACGCUCCUCGCGGCCCACGGAGAAGGCGUUCACGGUGCCCAUCACGGACGUGACGGAGAACGCCCUCAAGGACCUGGACGACGUCAUGAAGACCACCAAGAUCAUCAUCGGCUGCUUCGUGGCCAUCACGUUCAUGGCCGCCGUGAUGCUGGUGGCCUUCUACAAGCUGCGGAAGCAGCACCAGCUGCACAAGCACCACGGGCCCACGCGCACCGUGGAGAUCAUCAACGUGGAGGACGAGCUGCCCGCCGCCGCCGCCGUGUCCGCGGCCGGCGCGGGGGGCGUGGGCGGGGACAGCCACCUGGCCCUGCCGGCGCUGGAGCGCGACCACCCGAACCAUCACCACUACGUGGCGGCCGCCUUCAAGGCGCACUACAGCGCCAACCCCGGCGGCGGGGGCUGCGGGGCCAAGGGCCCGCCGGGCCUCAACUCCGUCCACGAACCUCUGCUCUUCAAGAGCGGAUCCAAGGAGAACGUGCAAGAGACCCAGAUCUGA